Molecule: messenger RNA, 5365 nt
Organism: Mycotypha africana
Lineage: Eukaryota; Fungi; Mucoromycota; Mucoromycetes; Mucorales; Mycotyphaceae
Exons: 11
Coding region: 176-5185 (1669 amino acids)
Biological process (GO): cyclic nucleotide biosynthetic process; intracellular signal transduction
Cellular component (GO): cytoplasm
Molecular function (GO): adenylate cyclase activity; protein binding
Source: RefSeq, a predicted model, not a curated record
UAUAUACGAUCAUUACAUGCGCGCAAUGAUACUUUAGAAAUCCCUUAUACUCAAACUCAAUUCGGCGUCGUGUUGAUGGUUGACGUAGUUGGCUUCAGUUCUGUAUCUGACCACCUUAGCAGGCGAAAAGGGCGAUUCUGGUGCCGAAGCGAUAGCACUGGAAAUUGGUUGCUAUAUGGGAGAGUGUAUUGAGAUCAUCGAACAUUUUGGGGGAGAUGUCGUCAAAUUUCUCGGAGAUGCAGUUUUGGUCAGUUUCCAGCCCAAUAAUUUUGACGAUGACCAAAUGGAUAUCAGCAACGAUCCUACAGCCAAAGACAAACUUGCCAGGCAGAAAAAUUUAUUAGUGAGACGAGCUGUGGAAUGUGGUCUACAAUUACUAGCUAGACAAUCACAUUAUCGAGUUUAUUUAACAGCCGAGGAACGAACAAAGCAUAGGUCAUCAUUGACCGGCGAAAUUGACCGAAGAGGAUCGGCUGCAAAAAAUCAACGUUUUUUUCUAUUUGAUGGAGGCAGUGCUAAUACUGCAGAUAGUGAAGCGUCUACCUCGAGAGAUAGUCUGCAUUUAUCACCAGUCCCUGAUCUAGACCAUAGUUACCCAGAGGAAUACUCAACAUCAUUCAAUUUUUGGAACCUUAUAUCUUUGCUAUUCAGUAAAAACAAAAAUAACAAAGUGCAUACAGCUAGAAGGGCUUGCGGUGACGCGUUAGAAUCUUCUGCAAAUCAAGAGAAGCCAAACGCCAUUGAUUUAGAUUUGCAUAUAGCACUUUCAUGUGGGGACGUUACCAACAUUGUUAUAGGGGAAGCCAACGUUUCACUUGAAAGCCAUGCAAGACGGAAUAGUACUUAUAUGAAAGAGAGUAAUGUGGAAAGUUUGACAAUUUAUCCUUUGGAAUAUACUGGACGACUCGAAUAUGCCAUUUGUGGACCUGCCGUCGAAUCUUUGGAAGAUGCGUUAUCGGCAGCCAAAGCGGGCGAAAUGAGUAUCACACCUGAAGCUUACGAAUUAUUUCAAAACCAAACAAUGAGUUUAGUAUGCGAGAAGCGUAACCAGUUUUACGUAGUAAAAAGUUCUGAAACAACAACCAUAUCAAAACGAGGAGGAGCAAUUGGAGGCGUGGCAAGCCGACAAUUUCACUCUUCAUCCCAUCAAAAAACACCAUCUAUACCCAAUGCCACCUAUCUGGCCGAUCGACCAGGAUUAAAAACACGAGCUGCAACACUUAAUAUUGAACCCUUGAUACCACGUACUAGAGAGAUGAAUUAUUGGAAAGCUGAGUCUGAUCCAAAUCCGAAUUAUUUUAAAUACAUCAAUCACAGUGCACUUUAUCGAUUACAACAUAGCCCAGAUGAUAAUUUUCCUGCUCAAUUUCGUGAUGCAACAGUCAUGUUUAUUAGUCUGGGCAAGUUGAAUCCUGCAACACCAGAAGGCUUAAGUAUUGCACAGAAAGCUACUUAUACAACUAUACGAAUAUUGAUAAAAUAUGAAGGAAUUCUACAACAAUUUGCAGUGGAUGAUAAAGGCGCUACUUUGCUGGCUGUUUUUGGACUUCCACCACUCUCUCACGAAAGAGAAGCAGUAUUUGCAGCAAAAGCUGCUAUCGAGCUUCGUGAUGACUUCAAGGAUUUUUUGGAUGAUUUUGCUAUUUCUUUAUCCACAGGUGUCAUUUUUAAUUCUGUUCUACCUCAAGGCAAUCCUUAUCGUCGUGAUCCUGCCAUUGCUGGUGAUACGAUUAUUUUGGCUGUUCGUAUGCUCAAAUUCCCGUUUUCACAAAAGGGUAUUGUUUGUGAUUUUGCUACCAAGCAACAAAUAGGUCGAACUUGUGAAUUUGUAGAUUUUGGCGAGAAAUUUGUUAAGGGUAAAGUAAAGCCGGUCUCCAUCUACGGCAUUGUUCGGUUUGCAGCAGUAAAGGCAAAGCGAAUUUCUGCUCAAAGCCAGGAAAAAAUAUCUGAUUUUAUCGGGUACAAAUCGGAAAUGGCAGCUGCAACGGACUGCGUCGAUGAAUGGGGUGAAGUGCCUAAUCAUCAUUUGUUGGUUAUUUCUGGUCCGUCGGGUGUUGGUAAAAGUUUCUUCUGCCACGCUCUCAGUAAGAAAAUAAGUUCGCGAAGUACCACCUGUUGUUGGUCGUCGUCUACAGAAGUGGAGAAAAGCUCAAAAUAUUAUCUGGUCAAGAAUAUUUUGAUGGCACUUUUUGAAAUAGUUGAAUCAGAUCAGGUUCCGCAAAAUGUACGACGAAAAGCACCUCAUUUAAGUGGAUCAAGUACAGGCAUACAUUUUCAUAGUUCUUCCAAUCGGUCCAACUCUACAGCGACAGAAAACUCAACCACUAACUCGUCACAAUCUUCCGUUGUACCUUCUCCCACCACUACAACUCGAGAUACUAUCAGCCAUCCUAGUUUUCAAAACACAACGGCUACCGUCGCCACAGGUACUACCACGACUACCACGACUGCAACCUUUGAACAUGUACAACAAUUCGUAUCAAAUUCUACCACAUCUAGAUCCUCGGGAGGCUAUCGAUCUAACGAUCACAGUGAUGGUUCGAAUGAGUUGGCUGAAUUGAUCACUCGGUGUUUGAGAAAAUGUGGUGAAGAAGAAGGGUUAUUGCCUUUGUUCAAAGUAGUGUUCGCAAAUUUGGGUGAUAUCGAGGAUAAUAGGUACACUCUUCGACUAGACGGUCGUGCCAGAGAUAUUUUAUUGUCGGGUAUCAUCACGCGUAUGAUCAAAUAUGUGUCCGAACACGUUUCACUCGUUUUUAUAUCAGAUGAUUGUCAAUGGGCCGAUUCUGCGUCCAUUCGUCUGUUGCAGCAUAUUCACGAGCAAUGUCAGAGAGUUUUGCUUGUACUCGCUACUCGUCCGGUCAAAGACUAUAAUGUUACUUUUAUUGAUGAUUUCAAAACAACUGGUGUCUCUGAAGAGAUUCAACUAAAUGGCUUGGGUGCCAAAGAAAUUGGGGAAAUUAUCCUGCAGACUUUUCAAACAGCCGGUGUAACAAGUGUAAGCCCUGAAAUUGUACGAGUGAUUCAAAAGCGUACUGCUGGUAAUCCACUCUACGUCAAAAAUAUGGCUAUCGUGCUUAAAGAUUUCAACCACGUUUCUGUGGUCGAAAGUGUACUUGUACCUAGUAGCAAUCAAUUCGAUCUGGAAGACCUAUUGGGCAAUUUUGACUACAAGCGUAUCAUCAAAAUGCAAUUCGAUCGGGUUGAAGCUAGUUUUCAAGAAUUCUUAACCGUAGCCAGUUGCUUAGAUCAGUAUUUCACAAUAGAAGAGGUGCAAGCUGUUAUUAAAGAUAACAAUUCAGACUUUAAAUAUGCCGAUGAUAAAGCUGUUAUUGAAAAGAUCAAGAAGUACGAUGUUUAUCACUUUAUUCAAAGGGUUGAAGAUUACAGUAACACCACUGCAGCGUUUAUUAGCAAUACAGAAACACCCAGAGAAACGUUUACUUUUACUCAUAUUACUAUCCCACAAAGUAUCUACGACAUGGUAUCUUACGAAAGCCGUAUAUUACUUCAUCGAAUGCUUGCUAAAUACUACGAAAGUCAAUUGACGCGAGAAAAUUACACGGAUCUACUCGGCAAAGUGACUCGUCAUUACUUACAGACAGAUUGGCUUGACAAGCAACUGUAUUAUUUGGAAGCGCUCGCUGAUUUAAAUAUGAGAUCCUACUUAUUACCGGAAGCAACUGUUAAUCUAGAACAAGUUGUAAAAAUCCUCAAUGAGAACCAAGACCUUGCUGCUCAAUUCGGCCGUAUCCAUCUGAGCGAUAUCUACCGCCGUCUAGGCAUGUGCUUUACGAUGCGUACAAAAUUGAAAGAAGGUGAAAAGUUCUUGUUUCAAGCGCUAGAGUGUUUAGGAGAACCGUGGCCUCAAAGCGAGCCCGAAUUUCUCUACAAGUUUUGGGUCAAUCGUCUCACUCAAUUCCGUCAUCGCAAAAUACAAAUGCUUCGCAAAGCUGACAAGUACCUUCUAAAAAAAGAAAUCAGUAAACGUGUCGUUGAAAUUAUGGCCCAGCUCUCCAAUAUCUACUUUUAUACAGGAAAGGGCCGUUCCUUUGUAUAUACUUGCCUUGUCGGGUUGAACGCUUGUGAACGCUUAAAUGAAGUAGGCCCUAAUUAUACCCUGUUCCUAGCACGAAACUCCUUGUUGAGCUGGCUCAACGACGAUAAAGAACAAAGUAUCUUUUACAUUACAAAGGCUUUACGGUAUAUGGACGAAAAGAAUGAUGCAGAUACGCUGACAAUAUGUUCUCAUUUGUGUUUUGCUGCUGGAAAGUUCAAAAAUGCAAGAGAUCUGUUGUAUCAAUCGAUCGAAGCGGUGAAAACGCUAGGUGUAAUUACAGAUUGUCAAGCAUUUUAUCGGUCAGUUGGCAUGGUGAUAACAAUGCGUAUUUUCGAAGGCACUUUGGAUAAUUCACCUAAUGACUUGAUUUUGUUGAAGCAAAUGGCAAAUACAGCGCAUAGUAACUGUGAUUUUGAAGCAGAGAUUUGGUUGAGUGUGUAUAAUAUUGGCAAUGCUUUAAUUAUGGAUCGACUACGCGAAUGUGAGCCAUUCGUCGCGUUGUUAGAAACUCAUUUGAAACAGUCAGCUGAUUACAACCGAAUUGCCAUACAUGGUACUUUGAUCUGUUAUUACGCCAGAAUCAGGAACUAUGAGUUCGCAAGAAGACAUACUCGAAGCUUAGUGGCCAUUUUACCUUUAUUAACAGUUACACCCAAUAUAUUUCCUAUUUUUGGGCUUAUUUUUGCUACCAUGGGUAUGUACUGUAUGAUUGAGGAUGAACAAGUGGACUUUGUGUCGACAGGCGAUUCCAAAAACUACGAUCGAUUUAUACUGGGUGUUUCACGUAUCAAUCACGCCUUCCAACAAGUGAAGUUCUGGGAAUUUACUCAACCUUGUCUCUAUCUAGCGAGAGCUUUACCCUAUAUCAGUACAGGAAGAACUGUAGAAGGUUUCAUGGUUUUACAGCACGGUGUGAUGGAAAUGCGAUUCAUCCAAGAGAUUCGAUUCCUGAAAGCAUACUACUGGGCAAAUCUCGGCAAAUACGCGUUUACGCCUAGUGAUCGUAUUGAAUGGACUGAAAGAGCGAAAAUGGAUUUAGAAAGUCUCAAGAUACCAGCACAUGUGUAUUGUAAUCCUGAUCCAGCCAAUUCGUAUUUGCGUAAUAUCCCUUCUGAUGCUAUAGUUUAAUCAUUGUAUUAUUUCAAUCAUCCAGCAUUCCUAAUUUUGUAAAUAGCUUCAUUUUCACGAUUACUUCUACUACUAUUACUCUUAUUCUCAUUUGUUACAUCAUUAUUUUAAUUCCAUAUCCCUUUUUCUGUUUUGUUUUUCAACUUGUAUUUUUUUUUAUCCAUUUUCGUUAUAUGUAAA